AUGUCUGAGUAUUCCACAGAAUAUCUACAGUACUGGAGUGAUGAAUGGAUUGCGCGUUGGUCAGAGAGCCACUGGGCUUUGGAAAACAUAGCAAGGGGCACUUUGCAAUAUCUCAAGAUAUAUGCAAACUGGGAUGUCUGCUCCGGACUGUCGAAAAUCCCUUCCUAUAGGUAUAGGGCUGAGCGUAUCUUUGGCGUCGAAUGGACACCAUAUGAGGCUGAUGGCACCAUCAAAUACGAAGUCUCUUGUGGCUUCGGCGAGCUCGCGAUGCUGGAAAGAGAGUGGGCCAGAGAUCGAUUAGAGAAGUUUGAGGAGCGAUACUGGCCAAAUGAGCUUAUUGCAGAGGGCCAGUUUAUGUGCGGCUGUAUCUCUGGCACUCUCUUCAAAAUGGUGCUUUGGAUCGAUUGGGUUGAACAACGCUGGGACAGUAUCGUCGAUGAGGUCGAACGUCUUCUCAUGGCCCGCUCCGAACGUGAGGCGAUCAUUGAAGAAGAGCUGGAGAGAUCCGCCUAA
Fusarium musae is the source of this 513-nucleotide messenger RNA. RefSeq lists its product as uncharacterized. NCBI's taxonomy places the organism in Eukaryota, Fungi, Ascomycota, Sordariomycetes, Hypocreales, Nectriaceae. Bases 1 to 513 code for a protein of 170 amino acids. The record is from RefSeq and is a predicted model, not a curated record. The transcript has a single exon.